AUGAAAGUGGAGCAGCUGCCUUUGGCAUGGGUCCGUAUACCAAAGUCCAGCAAUCGUAUCGAACGCAUUUGUCCGACCCAGAAAAAGCGGGCGUUCUGUGCCUUGCUGUCUGGAGUGUUCUUCAGCCUGCAAGAAGAUUCCAGGGAGCUUGGAUUCCGAGUCAUCCGGGGGUACUCCUUCUACCUGAUCGUGGUGGUGAUCGUCCUGGAGAUCCUGAUGUGCUUCGGCAUCGGCUGGGAGUUCCACCUCGCCCGCGGGCUGGGCGGCGACCCGACCGUCUACUCCCGCGACCCGGAAGGAAUCAAAUCCAAGACGAUCGCGAACCCCGGCUUCAAGGAGAGACAGCGGAACGGGCACCAUCUGGAGAUGACCUCCAGCCCCCGCUCCCAACUCCCCCACCAAGUGAGUGCCAAAGCGCCCAACGGACGCAGCCCCUCGAAUGGACGCAGCCCCUCGAACGGACGCAGCCCCGGACGAACUCGACACGGCAGCGGCGGCAGCAGUCGCAGCGGUGGUAGCAGUCGCAGCGGUCGCAGCGGCAGCGGUCGCAUCAGCCGCUCCCCCCACGCGAACGGCCACCCCGCCCCCCCUCCCUCCCCCGUGCUCCCCCCCCCUCUCACCCGCACGGGCCCCCUCAAGUCCUCCCUGAAGAAGAAGCGGAACCCGAGCGACUCGGACUCGCUGGACCUGGGCCAGCACAUCCCGAAUCCGGGAUUCGACCAGUCUCCCCGCUUCCAGCGGAACGGCUCCAUGAAGAAGGUCCGCAUUCAGACCCACACCACGGACUUGUGA
Messenger RNA from Darwinula stevensoni, 792 nucleotides. The record is from the annotation of a GenBank genome assembly. Lineage: Eukaryota; Metazoa; Arthropoda; Ostracoda; Podocopida; Darwinulidae.